Messenger RNA from Otolemur garnettii (small-eared galago), 1186 nucleotides. It is a transcript of the gene TFB1M, whose product is annotated as transcription factor B1, mitochondrial. NCBI's taxonomy places the organism in Eukaryota, Metazoa, Chordata, Mammalia, Primates, Galagidae. Gene Ontology annotation, cellular component: mitochondrial matrix. The coding region runs from base 45 to 1079 and encodes 344 amino acids. The transcript has 7 exons. Gene Ontology annotation, biological process: transcription initiation at mitochondrial promoter; rRNA methylation. The record is from RefSeq and is a predicted model, not a curated record. Gene Ontology annotation, molecular function: rRNA (adenine-N6,N6-)-dimethyltransferase activity; mitochondrial transcription factor activity.
GCCGGGAAAAGUCAAGGGAGCGGGUCUGUAGUUCCUCUGGGACCAUGGCUGCAGCUGGGAAGCUCAGCACUUUCCGUCUCCCGCCGUUACCCACGAUCCGAGAAAUCAUUAAGUUACUCAGACUGAAAGCAGUGAAGCAGCUAUCCCAGAAUUUUCUCCUGGACCUGAGGCUGACAGAUAAAAUUGUAAGGAAAGCUGGCAAUCUGACAAAUGCUUAUGUUUAUGAAGUGGGCCCUGGGCCAGGGGGGAUUACAAGAUCCAUUCUCAAUGCCAACGUUGCUGAACUUUUGGUAGUUGAAAAGGAUACUCGAUUUAUUCCUGGAUUACAGAUGCUUUCCGAUGCAGCACCUGGAAAACUGAGAAUUGUUCAUGGAGAUGUGUUGACAUUUAAGGUAGAAAAGGCUUUUCCGGAAAGUCUUAAAAGACAGUGGGAGGAUGACCCUCCAAAUAUACAUAUCAUUGGAAAUCUGCCGUUUAGUGUCUCAACCCCACUGAUUAUCAAAUGGCUCGAAAGUGUGUCUUGUAGAGAUGGGCCUUUUGCCUAUGGCAGGACUCAGUUGACUCUCACAUUUCAAAAGGAAGUGGCAGAGAGACUUACGGCCAAUACCGGAGGCAAACAGCGCAGCCGCCUUUCAGUCAUGGCCCAGUAUCUCUGCAGUGUCCAGCACGUCUUCACCAUUCCAGGCCGAGCUUUCGUCCCCAAGCCAGAGGUGGACGUGGGCGUGGUGCACUUCACCCCCUUGAUACAGCCCAAGAUAGAGCAGCCGUUCAAGCUGGUGGAGAAGGUCGUUCAGAACGCGUUCCAGUUCCGAAGGAAAUACUGCCACCGAGGGCUCGGAAUGCUAUUCCCUGAAGCCCAGCGCGUAGGAAGCACGGGCAGGUUGUUACAGUGGGCGGACGUGGACCCCACACUGCGGCCCAGCCAGCUCUCCAUCUCGCACUUUAAGAGUCUCUGUGAUGUGUACAGGAGAAUGUGUGAUGAAGACCCGAACCUCUUUGCGUAUAAUUUCAGAGACGAACUCAAGCAAAGGAAGCGUAAUACUCAGGAAACAGAUGAAGAGGAGAGUCACAGAGUCUAGCUGCCCCUUUGUGGAGGACAGCAGCCUGCCAGGAGUUGAUUUGCACAGUGUGGCACUUUUUAUGGGAGUACACUUUCAUCGUUACAGAAUGACAAUAAAAAUACCAA